UCCAAAUUCAUGGAUCGAUUUCAUUUCUGGAUAUCAAUUAAUUGAUUCGUUCGCCAUAAAUGGCAACCGAUUCAAUGCCGUCGGAGAAAAAAAACUGUUCCGAUCCAUUUCGCCUCAAAAUCGCCUUUUAAAAAACGCCUCUCUCUCUCGUUCUCUCUCUCUCUCUGUUUCGAUCGUUCCUUCAAUUUCAAUUCAAUCGCGCUCUGUCUCUGUAAAUGGAUGCGUUAGGAUCAUAUCCGAUCAAUUUCAGUACCGGUAGGGUUCCGAUCUCGACCAGCGGCGAUGAAUCGAAGAAUCGCCCGAUAAGGCGGAAUAGGAUGGUCCAAGCGGCGGCAGAGUGGCUGAAACGGCGAUCCACGGUAGCGAAGAUCGCUAUUGCAGCGGCGGCGACGGUGUUGGCGUUGGUGACUUUGAAGGUGACUGUUAAGGAUCAUAAUUACUUCUUCAUCGCCGGUGCAGUCAUUCACGCUGCCGGUCUUCUCAUCCUCGCUUACAAGCUCACCACUCAUAAAACUUGCUCCGGUCUGUCGUCAAAAAGUCAAGAACUCACGGCGUUGUUCCUCAUUGUAAAAUUGGUGAGCGGGACAAUCCUGAGAAUUGACUUUUACUCAAUUUUGGAGUUCAUUACCCUCGUAUCCACGGUUUGGGUUAUCUACAUGAUUCGCUUCAAGUUGAAAAAUACCUAUGUCAAAUCCCUCGACAACUUCCAUUUGUAUUACGUGGUGGUGCCCUGUAUGGUUCUUUCUAUAUUUAUCUUUCCCCACGCACCCUAUAAUCGCUUCAUUAGAGUGUUGUGGGCAUUCAGUGUUUACUUAGAAUCCCUUUCAGUGUUGCCUCAACUUCGACUGAUGCAAAAUGCUAAGACGAUCGAACCUUUCACUGCUCAUUACGUGUUUGCUUUGGGAAUUUCUAGAUUCUUAGCUUUCGCUUAUUGGGUUAUUCAGGUUUACGAUUCUCGUGGACAAUAUUUUCUAUUGGUUGGCAAUGGUUACUUUUGGUUCAUGGCAGCGUUCAUUGCAGAAAUGAUUCAAUCCUUCAUCCUGGCGGACUUUUGUUAUUACUACAUAAAAAGCAUGGUGAAAGGACAAUUGAGGAUGCCCGUUUAGAGUCUUGAUUUUUAAAGUAUAUUUUAAAGAACGAACAUUAUAA
Molecule: messenger RNA, 1149 nt
Organism: Cucurbita pepo subsp. pepo (vegetable marrow)
Lineage: Eukaryota; Viridiplantae; Streptophyta; Magnoliopsida; Cucurbitales; Cucurbitaceae
Source: RefSeq, a predicted model, not a curated record